Prunus avium (sweet cherry) is the source of this 2110-nucleotide messenger RNA. The record is from RefSeq and is a predicted model, not a curated record. Lineage: Eukaryota; Viridiplantae; Streptophyta; Magnoliopsida; Rosales; Rosaceae.
AAGAAUAUUAGAAACUAGUUGUGGCUACCGUCCGGAAAUUGAUAUAGACGUUCUCGUGGAAAAAUCUCUAGUAACUCUAUUUGGAAGAAAUUUGUGGAUGCAUGAUUUGAUACAAGAAUUGGGUUGGGAAAUUGUUCGUCGAGAAUGUCGUGAGAGGCCCGGAGAACGUAGCAGGUUGUGGCUUUCCAAGGAUAUCAUCCCUGUACUUGCAAAUAAUAAGGGAACCAGCGCAAUAGAAAGCAUAUUCCUCAAAUUUCCAAAAAAAGAGGAGGUUCUUGCACCAAAAAAUAAAAAAGAGGUGAACUUAAAUGUGAAUGCCUUCUCAAAGAUGGACAAUUUAAGAUUGCUCAAGAUUUGGAAUGGGAACUUUCAUGGAAACAUCAAAUAUCUUUCUAAUGAGUUACAAUUUCUGGAAUGGCAUGAGUGUCCUUUAAAUUCUUUGCCAUCAGACUUUGAAUCAGAUAAGCUUGUUGAACUCAACUUGUAUUCGAGCCGCAUUGAACAACUAUGGGAGGGAGAAAAGGAUCUGUUUUGGUUUCGCAUCGGUUGUAUUGCGGGUUUAAGUUCUUUGAAAAAUCUAAACUUAAGUGACUGCAAUUUGAUAGAGGGAGCACUUCUUAAUGGUCUUGCAAGCUUAUACUCCUUAGAAAUAUUAAAUUUAAGUGGUAAUGAGUUUGUUCAGCUACCUCAAAGCUUCUCUCAACUCUCAAAGCUUAAACAUCUGGACGGGAGCAAUUGUGGUAGGCUUCAAUUGAUGCCUAAGGAACUUCCAUCAAGUCUUCAACAUGUGAGUGCCCAGGAUUGCGCAUCAUUAAUAGACUGCCCAAAUGAGUUCAAAAUAUGGGCUUCACCUGUCUCAGGAACAACUACUUUCAAUUGCUUCAAUUCUUCCCAGAAUCAAGAACUUUCCACCUUGAAUUAUAAAAAUCUGUGGACUCCAUCAUCAUCUGUCCUGGGAAGUGCUGACUUCAGUCUCCUCAUAUCAGAUGAGCGUGAAGAACAGAGUCUGAUUGAUCAUUUUCAAAUGCCAACUGAAAUUCUUCGAAAAGACUUUGAAUUAUUAGAUUAUAGGUCACGUCCCAUACAGGCUGUUUGUAAUCUUGAAGGUAUUAUUCCAGAAUGGUUCAACCAUAUAGUUAAAGGGAAUUACAUCGAACUCCAGCUAUCUCAAGAUUUGAAGGAUGAUAGGAACUGGAUGGGGGUUGCCCUAUGUGUUGCUUUUUCAGUCAAGAGGACUCAUGAAUCUGAAGUGGAACUAGAACUAAUGAAUCAGAUUGAUUCAAAUUCAGAAACUUUUUACUUAUAUCAUUGCACAUUGGGGACUGAGGAAUUAGCAGAAGAAAUAACACGUUGGAUUGAAACAAGCAAGCAAUAUCAUUUAUUUGGGUCACGUGAAUCAAAGCGUUUUCUGGGAGGAUCCUCCAAGGUGCAGCAGAAUUUAGAUAGACGAUUUCCACUUCAGCUGCCACUCUCCCUCUAUGGCCUCGGCUUCAAGCAUCCUACUUCUUCACCAUUCUCUGUUUCUCUGGUGGGCUCUUUCAGCCUAUCAGUCACUCUCAGUUCAGAUCAUCUAUAUGCUGCUUUGAAUCGGAAAGGCAUAUUCACAUUUAGAGAUAAUGAAGAACUUGAAAGAGGACAACCAAUAUCACCAAAACUCUUGAAAGCAAUUGAAGAAUCAAGAUUUGUGAUUGUCAUUCUUUCUACAAACUAUGCCAAUUCAACAUGGUGCUUGGAUGAGCUUGCAAAGGCUGUUGAAUGCAUGAAAAUGGGACAAACAAUACUCCCAGUUUUCCAUUAUGUGGAUCCAUCUGAGGUACGGAAACAAACUGGUAGUUUCGAAAAAGCCUUCUUGAAGCAUGAAGAAACCUUUAAAGACAAGAAAGAGAAGGUGCAAAGCUGGAGAGAUGCACUUAUUGCGGUAGCCAAUCUUGCUGGAUGGCAUUUGAAAGAUGGACCUGAAUCGGAAGUUGUUGAAUUAAGUGGGAGACUAAAGGAAGGAACGUGGAAGACAAGAUGGUGCCUUAUCUUGUGUCCAUUGGUUUGUGUAGGAAAUGGAGAUAAAGCAAGACAUUAUAAGAUGAGAAAGCAAGUUGAAGUUAUGUGUGGUUAA